Ruditapes philippinarum (Manila clam) is the source of this 5428-nucleotide messenger RNA. Its product is annotated as triple functional domain protein-like. The record is from RefSeq and is a predicted model, not a curated record. Gene Ontology annotation, cellular component: cytoplasm. Gene Ontology annotation, molecular function: guanyl-nucleotide exchange factor activity; protein binding. Lineage: Eukaryota; Metazoa; Mollusca; Bivalvia; Venerida; Veneridae.
CAUCCGAAAAUAUGUUGUUUCAAUGGCGGAUGAGUAAUCGUAAAACAAAGAUGCUGAGAAUUAACGGAUUAUUCUGCGAUUAUGUGACGUUUUAGACAUGAGCUUGACAGAUCAAUCUGGAGAUUCUUCUAGUGACAGAGAUGUUGAGUUUUAUUAUAGGCCAGGCGGAAGAAGGACGGAGGGUUUAAAAGCUGCCGAUAUUGUCCCACUCCUGAGAGAGAGAGUUGCCUAUCUCUCAGGAGGUAGGGACAAGCGUGGAGGACCAAUUCUAACAUUUCCCUCCAACACACACCCAGAAAGAUUAAAGUAUGAAGAUUUACGAAGAUUAAUGACGUAUCUAGCCAGUGUUCCAAGUGAUGAUGUAAGGGAGAAGGGUUUUACUGUGAUACUUGAUAUGCGCGGAUCUACCUGGCAAAAUGUCAAACCCAUUCUUAAAGCUAUGCAGGAAUGUUUCCCUGGCAACAUAAAUAUAGCUUUUAUUAUAAAACCAGAGAAAUUCUGGGAAAAACAAAGAACUAGUCUGGGCAGCUCAAAGUAUAACUUUGAGACACACAUGAUAUCAGUGGACAAUUUAGUGAAAGCUGUAGAUCGUAGUCAGUUAACAAGGGAUUUUGAUGGUAAUCUGGAUUAUGAUCACGAACAGUGGAUCAAGCUUAGACUGAUGUUGGAAGAGUUUAUAUGGAAGGCAUUAGACUUGUUGGACAAACUGGAUGAAUUAAGCAGUAUACUUACAAAUCCUGAUCUUCCAACAGAACUUAGUGAGGCUCAGAAACGUCUCGAGGACCACAACCACUUAAAGAAAAGGGUAACCAUGGCUCCUGUAGAACAGUUAGGUCGGGAAGGUCAAUAUAUUUUAUCGAGUAUAACUGGUGAAGGCUUUGAUCAAGCAGGUCCAGGGACAAGAUUUGUUAUAUCUGGAAAUGCUGACUUUCAGAGUGCUGUACCUCAGAUAUCACAACUGUUAGAGAAUCUUCACUCAACCAAACAACAUCUUAAUCAACUGUGGACAGUCAAACGGUCUAGACUUGAACAAUGUCUACAGUUAAAGAUAUUUGAAGAUGAUGUUGAAAAAAUGUUCAACUGGAUAUAUCAUAACAGAGACAUGUUUUUGGUGAAUUAUACAGAGAUAGGAAUGUCUCAUCAAUUUGCUGUAGAACUUGAGAAUGAACACAGCCAGUUUGCUAACAGUGCUGUUAAUGUUUAUGUGAACAUUACUCGGAUAUUGAGUAUGGCACAAAGAUUGUGUGAUGCGGGACAUUAUGCUCAGAAUUCUAUACGUAUACAAGCUGCCAAGUUAGAACGGGAAUGGAAAAGUCUGGCAGCAGCUCUAGAUGAUAGAAGUACUGUACUUAGUAUGUCAGUAAUGUUCCACAAAAAAGCUGAAACCUACCUAGCACAGGUUAUAGGUUGGCGUCAGGCAUGUGAGAGUCCAAAUAUUCCAACAUCAAUAGAGGAACUGGAGGACUCAUUACAGCAACAUCAGGCACUGAUUGAAUCAAUUAGCCAAGCUUAUGCUGAAGUAUGUGCUGAUGGUAAAGCUUUACUAGAUACACUACAAACACCAGUGUCAUCAGGAAGUUCCAACUCCCUCACUGCAAAGGCUGAUUAUAGUGAAGCUGCUGGUCAUGUUCUUGAUGUUGUUCAUGAGGUAUUAGCUCACCAACGACACCUUGAACAGUUAUGGCAUGGCAAGAAGGUGAAACUUCACCAGAGACUUGGACUUCGUCUCUUCCAACAAGAUGUAAAACAGGUUAUUGACUGGCUGGACAACCAUGGUGAUGUUUUCCUUAAGAAAAAUACUUCAAUAGGUCGUAGUCUACAGAGGUCAAGGGCACUGCAGAAAAGUCAUGAACACUUUGAGUCUGUUGCAAAGAACACAAUCACAAAUGCUGAGAAGCUUCUUGCAGCAGCUGAUGAAUUAGCACAAACUGGAGAAUGUAAUCCAAAGGAGAUAUAUAAUGAAGCUCAAGAAUUAGAGGAAAGAAUGUCAAGUUUUUUGGCAGCACUUGCUAGGAGGAGAUCUGCCCUAGAUAUGACAGUAUCCUUCUACUCUCAUGUACAUGCUUUGACAUGCUGGCUGGAAGAGUUACAGAAUGAAUUACAGAGUUCAGAGAUUGCUGAUACUGUAGAAGGUGCCGAACAACUUCUUGCUCAGUUCAAUCAGCAAAGAGAGACAACUCUUGAUGCUGCUCUAAACACUGUGGGGGAGGGAGAAAAUCUCUGUGAACAGCUGAGGAUAUUUAACAUUGACCCAGAGAAGGCCAACCAGAACAGUGACUUUUCUCACAUUGAAAGUGUUCUACGACAGUUAAAUGAGAGUAGAUCAGAGCUGGAGGACCUGUGGGCAGCUAGAAAACUCAAGCUAGACUUGUGUCUUCAGUUGCGUUUGUUUGAAAGAGAUGCAUUAGAGGUUUCCUCUCAGCUGGAACUGUGGGCUGAGGAGCUACAGCACCAAGAGUUGGUAACUGAUGGUAACAAGGCUGAACAAAUGUUGGUCAUACAUAAUGAGAGUGUUCUUCACAUGCAAAACUGUACAUUUGAGGUGCUACAAAGAGGUCAAGAAUUAGCACAGUUAUUUGAGACAACAGGUGUUCAGCUAAUGGCAGACUCACAUUAUGAUGCCCCUACUCGUAUACAAGAGUUGUUGGAAUAUUUACAUGAGAGAGAGGUGGAUUUAGAGACUCUUGCUGAUACAAAGAGGAGCCGACUAGAACAAUGUGUACAAUUGAGAAACUUUGAAGUCGAAGCACGGCAGGUGAUAUCCUGGAUCAGGAAUGGGGAGUCCAUGUUGAACGCCAGUUUUAUGUGUCCAAAUGCUUUAAUGGAAGCUGAACAGUUGAAGAAAGAACAAGAUCAGUUUAUGAUGGCAAUAGAGAAAACACAUUACAGUGUUGUACAGGUGAUACAGAAGGCUGAGAGUAUGAUAGGAAUGCAACAUUAUAACUCUGACCUUGUACGAGCUAUAGCUGAGAAUGUCACUUUAGCCUGGAACCAGCUACGUAAUCAUUCUGAAGAGAGACACAAACUUGUCAUGGCAUCAAUGACCUGGUAUAAGACUGCUGAACAGGUUUGGUCAGUUUUAGAAAGUUUAGACAGAGAUUAUAAACGUGAUGAGGAUUGGUGUGGGACAGAACGUGCUAACACCUCAGAUAAACCAAACUACAUGGUGCAACUUAUAAAUAAACAUAAUGAACAGAAAGAAGCUUUUCUCAAGGCAUGUACAUUAGCUCGUCGAACAGCAGAGAGUUUUCUAAAGUAUGUGAACAGAAACUUGCACACUCUCGGAAUGCAGAUGAAAUUCCGCAGUACUGAAGCUCAUGUUAAAAAAACACUAGACUCGUUACUACAGCAGGAGAACAUGGUGAUAGAGUUCUGGACAGUGAAGAAGAAGAAGUUAGAACAGUGUCACCAAUAUGUUCUCUUUGAACAGAGUGCUAAACAGGUGUUGGAAUGGAUCAAGGAUUAUGGAGAAUCAUACCUUAACACCCAUCAAAAACUUGGGUCAACACAACAAGAGACUGAGGCAUUGUUACGUGAACAUCAUGAGUUCCGGGCACGAGCUAAGGAAAACAAGGAAAAUGUGAAACUCCUGCUAUCAUUGGCAGAUGGUUUUGUUGCUAAGGGCAACAUGCAUGCAAAUAAUAUUCGAGGUUGGUGUGCAGCUGUUGACAAGAGGUAUAAAGAGUUCUCUGUAAGGAUGGAGAAAUAUCGAACAAGACUUGAAGAAACCCUAGGAGUACACCAAGUUGAAGAGCCUCAGAAAGAGGAGGAUACACAGAGACAUAGUGACUCGUCAUUAGAGGAGAAGGUGUUUAAACAAGCACCUAAAGAGCUGACAGAGGAGAAGAGGAGGUCUGCCAGAAGGAGAGAGUUUAUUAUGGCUGAGCUGUUACACACAGAAAGAACAUAUGUCAAUGACUUAGAGACAUGUGUGAAGAGUUACCUGAAUGAGAUGCAGGAUCCAGAUAACUUCAUGCCUACUGGUAUACAGAACAGACAUAAAGUUAUCUUUGGUAAUAUGGAGGAAAUAUAUGAAUUCCAUAAAACGGUGUUUCUGAAAGAAUUGGAAAAAUAUGAAACAAUACCAGAAGAUGUUGGUCAUUGUUUUGUUACAUGGGCUGAAAGGUUUUCAAUCUAUGUGACAUAUUGUAAGAAUAAACCAGACUCUAACCAGAUGUUAGUUGACCAUGCUGGAACCUUCUUUGAAGAGUUACAGAAGAAACACCAGUUAAGUGAGCCUGUAUCUUCCUAUCUUAUAAAACCAGUACAAAGAAUUACCAAAUACCAGCUUCUUCUCAAAGAUCUUCUUUCCUGUUGUGAGGGACAUACAGGGGAAAUUAAGGAUGCACUUGAAGUGAUGUUGAAUGUUCCAAAAAAAGCAAAUGAUGCCAUGCACUUGAGUAUGUUAGAAGGACUGGAAGAUAGUCUAGAGGCUUUAGGAGAAGUUAUACUACAGGAAAACUUUACAGUGUGGGACCCUAAACAACUUAUAAAGAAAGGUCGUGAACGUCAUAUCUUCCUGUUUGAUAUGUGUCUAAUAUUUGCAAAAGAAUCAAAAGACAGUAAUGGAAAAACCAAAUAUAUGUACAAGUUCAAACUAAUGAUAUCUGAGAUAAAUAUUACAGAACAUAUUGAAGGUGAUGCUACAAAGUUUGCUCUUUGGACAGGAAGAGCACCUAUUUCAGAAUAUAAGAUUGUUCUUAAGGCACAGACAUUAGAUAUAAAGCAAGUAUGGGUGAAAAAGUUGAGGGAGUUGAUACAAGAACGUAUGAUGUAUAUACAUGAAGCUUUUAAGGGAAAACAACCAAUUGUUUUUAAAGCCCCACCAAAGAUAAGUGUACCAAGUAGAGUGAGCAGGGACCUUGAGAGUGAUUAUGAUGAAUUACCUAUGGAUCGUCGUGGAUCCUUGACAAGUAUGAACUCUGUGGCCACCACUGCAACCACAGAUAGCAGCAGUAGUGGUGGAAAGAGUGAUGUAACAAUUGUGGUUGAUGAUUUUGCUGCCAGUAACAACUCUGAGCUUACUGUUCAUAGAGGUCAACAAGUAGAGGUCAUUGACCUAUCACCAGGGCAACCAAAUUGGUGCUAUGUUAGAACUCUUCAAGGUGAUAGCUUAGAACAAGGUCAAGGACUUGUUCCUACAGCAACACUGAAACCUAUACCACGAUUGUUGGGCCCAGGGUCAAGAUCAAGUCUUGAAUUUGAAGACUCUCCAGAAGCCAGUCCCAGUACUUCAAUGGCUAAUUUGAAUUCAUCAUCACCAGUUGUGAAGAGGAGAAGUAGUGGUACAAGUUUCAGAAAAUGGCUAACCAAUCCAGUUCGCAAGUUAAGUACCAAUAAGAUAGAGAAGGGUACAGCCCCUGUAUUAGAGGGACAGAAAGGAGAUUAUAUAGAGAGACAGAUGACUGGAAUGCUUGCUGCCUCCAGG